AUGUUCUCAACCAGCGCUCUUUGUGUCGCACUGGUUCUUUUUUGGAAUUGUGAAUUGGCAAACUCUCUGGUGUUUAAUGAACCUCUGAGUGUUGGCAAUUUGCUACAAGCACCCGAGCAAACUGCGGAAGCAGGGAAGCGUGCAAAUCAAGGUCUAGAUAAGAGGCAACGAAAGCAGCAGGUACCUUCGACCUUCAUGAACAAUGGGUGGUAG
Molecule: messenger RNA, 213 nt
Organism: Dicrocoelium dendriticum
Lineage: Eukaryota; Metazoa; Platyhelminthes; Trematoda; Plagiorchiida; Dicrocoeliidae
Source: the annotation of a GenBank genome assembly